Molecule: messenger RNA, 1717 nt
Organism: Phycodurus eques (leafy seadragon)
Lineage: Eukaryota; Metazoa; Chordata; Actinopteri; Syngnathiformes; Syngnathidae
Gene: tnni4b.2
Product: troponin I4b, tandem duplicate 2
Exons: 6
Coding region: 112-567 (151 amino acids)
Biological process (GO): muscle contraction
Cellular component (GO): troponin complex
Source: RefSeq, a predicted model, not a curated record
CAUUUAUGCAGCAUUUUAUGCAAAUGUUGAAUUUCUGUGCAGAGAAAAUCCAAGAUUUCUGCAUCUCGCAGACUGACCUUGAAGACCAAGCUGCUAAAGGUGGCAACUGUGAUGUUGGAGAAGGAAAAGGAAGCAAAGCGCCAGGAGAGAGAGACUGCUUUGAAUGAGAGAGUUCCUCCGCUGCAGCUGUCUGGGCUGUCAGUGCAGGACCUUCAGGCUCUGUGCAAAGAACUGCACCAUAAAAUUGACGUGGUCGACGAAGAGCGCUACGACAUCAACUCCAAGGUUACCAAGACUUAUGCAGAGCUUGAGAAUCUGUCCGCCAAGAUCAUUGAGCUUAAGGGUAAAAUGAAGCGACCCGCUCUUAAAAGGGUGAAGAUUUCGGCUGACGCCAUGUUGGGAGCUCUGCUGGGCGCCAAGGUCAAGGAGUCAGUGGACUUUAAGGCCAACCUCAAGACCGUCAAGAAGGAAGAUGAGAAGAAGGAGGAAGUGACCGACUGGCGUAAGAAUGUGGAGGCCAUGUCUGGUAUGGAGGGCAGAAUGAAGCUGUUUAAUGCCGGCCAGUAGAUUCAAAAUGAGUGAGAUGGACAACUAGGAAGCCCACAGUGUGAAUAUCAUUGUGUGUUGCUACAGCUCAACGGUAACGUGGUGUCGCAUAUCUGUUAUUGUAGAACGUGAAGAAGUGUGCAGUAUUUUCUUGUGGUGUCGAGAAACAACGCGAUGAUGAUGACAAUAAAAAAAGUCAACGGCCGUCUGAGGGAAACCUUGACUACAAUGUGGCCCGCAACAAAAAUGAGUUUGACACACCUGCUCUAUGGUAUAAUGCUGAAUGGUGAAGCCCCCCAAAAGGUAAUUAAUUCGUCGGAAGAAUAGUAAUAAACACCAAUUCCAAGAAGGCCUUCGCCCUGCCUCGGGAUCGGGCCUGAACUAUCACAAGGCUUUAUUCAUUCCAGCAGUACCUACAAAAUGCCACGAGGUGCCAGUAUCGCUCUGUAAAUGCCUUCUUGUUUCCUCAACAUUACAGGUGUCUUCAAAAUGUGAGCAGUUUUACUUUACCCUAGUUUUAUUAUACCGCAGUUAAUUGAUUUAUUUACACUUGCAUGACAGUUAUGAUUAUUCAAAUGUUACAUUCCCUGUACAGUUAAUAAUAAUUUUAUGACAGUUUUGAGCCUGAAAAUGAAUUAAUUCACUUUACAUUAUUUCCCAUGGGAUCAUUUGUUAAAACACACAGAUAGCAAUCGAGCAACUUGAGAAUGAUUCAUUCAUUUCAACCCCAGCAUGUGUCACUGGACCUCCUAUCAGCCCAUAAGGAGGCCCAAAAGAAAGUCUCACAGGUGGACAUUUUCACACCUCAUACAAGACGCCGGGCAAGAAUGGUGAGGACAGAGUGUCUAUUUUGGAGAGCCACUCACAAGGGCGCUGGAAUCUAUAUAUCCAGCCUCUUUGUGCCCUUCUCAUCUCAGAAAAAGCAGCCUGGCGAGAAAUUUUGUCGCAUAUUGUGUAAGGUAAGAAGAAAAUGCUAUUUUGUGACGUUUGUAGAAUAUGUGCGAUAUCAACCAUCUUUGUCUGAUCUUGACCAGGUAUUGUCUUAUUUUAAUAAAUGCUGUUUCAAUGCGUAGUUUGACCUUUAAACAUAGUCAUACUUUGUCUACAAAAUGAGAUGUUUAUUUUCCUUUCUCUCCUGACAGAGGGAGACACAAGAAGAGCUGUCACUAUG